AUGGGUGAUGCAUCCUUCAACAAAUUGGAGAUUAUCCGGUUUUUAAAUGAAAACCGUAGUGAAGGAUGUACAAAACAGGCACUCAUUCAAGCGUUAAACAAUGAAAAAAUAGAUAUUCUUGGAUGGUUGCUAGCGAAUCGUACUGAAUGUACAAUCGAGUCAAUAGAGUUUGAUAUAAUCAAAAAAAUCGAAGCAUUUACACAAUUCAAGUUUCGUUCAUUGGAUUCUCAGAAAUAUUUCGAUACCUAUCGAUAA
Molecule: messenger RNA, 255 nt
Organism: Heterostelium album PN500
Lineage: Eukaryota; Evosea; Eumycetozoa; Acytosteliales; Acytosteliaceae
Exons: 1
Coding region: 1-255 (84 amino acids)
Source: RefSeq, a predicted model, not a curated record